GCCCGGUGCGAGUUGGGAAGACACGCCCAAGAUGGCGGCAGGAUUGAAAAGUUGCGCCCGGAGGAGAGUGCUGUGAGCGGCUGGCCGGUGGGUGGGUGGGUAGGUAGGUAACCGACCGACCAUCUGUCUGUCCGCCCUACGUUGGGGAGCGGCCGACCGACCGGCUGGCUGGCGGCUGCUGUCGCCCGCUUUCGCAGCCGCGUGUUGAGGCAUCCGUCGGCUGUCGUUGCAGUAAUGUCAUUGUGGGCAGGAGUCGAGGGGUCUGUCGCUGUCGUUGCCCGGGUUGCGAGGAGUUGUCGCUAGAGAUGGAGGAUGAUGCGAAGAAAGGUAAAAAGCCUGGAAUCGUGUCACCAUUUAAGCGGGUAUUCCUGAAAGGAGAGAAAGGGCGUGAUAAGAAGGCACAAGAAAAGGUCACUGAGCGAAGACCCUUGCAUACAGUUACACUGGCCUUGCCAGAUCAUAGAGUUGACCCAGAGAUUCUGUUGAAUGAUUACAUUGAAAAGGAAGUAAAGUAUUUGGGACAGCUCACAUCAGUGCCUGGGUAUCUGAAUCCAUCCAGUCGAACGGAAAUAUUGCACUUGUUAGAUAAUGCAAGGAGGGCACAUCAAAUCCCAGGACCACUAACACAAGAACAAGAUGCAGUAAUUACUGUGUCUGCAUACAAUAUUAAAUUGGUAUGGCGGGAUGGAGAAGAUAUCAUCCUUAGAGUUCCAAUCCAUGAUAUUGCAGCAGUCUCUUAUAUUCGAGAUGAUUCCCUUCAUCUGGUUAUUUUUAAAACUGCCAGCGACUCCGGAAAUUCAACCAAUCAGAGCACUGAAGGUUUCACUAAAAUACAAACAUCAGAAACUAGAGCUGGAACCAUGGAAGCAUGUAGUCUAAUCAUUGUUGUCGUAGAGAACAAAGCAGCUGCCGAAGAACUCUGUUCUCUUCUUAGUCAAGUCUUCCAAGUUGUUUACACAGAGUCCACAAUAGACUUUUUGGAUAGAGCAAUAUUCGAUGGUGCUUCUACGCCAACUAAGCCCAUGUCCAUAUACAGUGAUGAUUCAAGUAAAGCAGAUGUUAAAGAGCCGUAUGAUGCAGAAAUUAGUAAUUUGUCUUUUCAGGGAUCUGAUACUGGAGGAAAUUCACCAUCUUCAACUCUACCAUCUCCUCAGAUAAAAAAUGUCAGUGAAAGUGAACUGAGCGCUUCUGCAGCUGAACUCCUGCAGGAUUAUAUGAUGACAUUGAGAACAAAGCUGACUUCUGAAGAAAUCCAAAAGUUUGCUAUGCUUCUGCAUGAAUAUCGAAAUGGUGCUUCAAUUCAUGAAUUUUGCAUCAGUCUUCGACAAUUGUAUGGUGAUGGUAGAAAAUUUCUAUUACUUGGACUCCGACCUUUCAUUCCAGAAAAAGACAGCUUACACUUUGAAAACUUUCUAGAAACCAUUGGUGUCAAGGAUGGCCGGGGCAUUAUUACAGACAGUUUUGGCCGAUGCAGAAGGACUUUAAGUAAUGCAUCCAAUUCAACCACCAAUGGGAAUGGAGCAACUGCAGGCUCAGAUGAUCAGUCAGUGCCUUCAGAAGGUGAUGAGUGGGACAAAAUGAUCUCCGACAUCAGCCAUGAUAUUGAGGCCCUUGGUUGCAGUAUGGAUCAUGAUUCAUCUUGAAAAAUGAAAUAUUUGCACAUCCUGUUAAUGGCCUUCAAGACUUCUUUCUUAUACAGAUGUGUUCUUUCAUGAAGUUUACUACAAUGUGAAUAUUUAAAUGAAUUGUUAAAACAUUUCUACAAAAUGAAGAACAUGAAAUCAUGCCAUAUAACUUUUUUUAUUGUAGAUAAUAUUGCGUAUUUGUAUUCAAACCUUUUUGUAACAGUAGUUGUUAGGCUUGAUUGUUCCACUAGUGGACAAGACUUUCCUGGUCCUAUCACAUGGUUUUGUAUCCCAUCUGCACAAGGUUACAUAGUACAGUAUACUGUGAUGUCAGGGAUGAUUUAAUACCAUUCUGGACAGAAUUUCAGUUUUUCUCCUGUCACUCCAACAAUUUGAAUGUCCCUACUCUGUAGCAUAUAUGCAGCUUGAUAGAUGCUCCCUGUGUCAGCAUUUAAACUGUACACUUCAUCUGCAUAUGGCUGCACAUAAAACGUAACUAUAAAUUUGUCUGAAUGUGACCAAAAUAGGUAAUGUAUUAUUUGUUUGGGGAAGAUGCAGGAGAGUUGGCAUACUAUUAAGGGAAAAAUAAUUUGUACUUGCACACUGCUGCAAUGCAUUAUCAUUAGUUCAUAUGACUUUUUAAAAAUCUUCAAUUAGCUAAUUUUUAUUUGGGAGAUGCCAGGAUGUUGCAGUAGACUUGGCAUUCUACUGCUAGCCAGGUGCUUUAAGAAUUUCUGCAAAAGUGUAUUUUCCUUCAAUAUCAAUAUUUAUCUCCCAGUUUUUUAAAAAGGAAAUUGUUAUUGUGAUAUUACAUUAGAAUUCAUUUUCUUCAACACAAAGGGUUACUGUUGUAGUGAAAUAAAUAAUAGGGUGCACCACAGUGGUGUGUCUGCAUAUUGAUACUUUUUUAAACUGUCCUGUAUAUUUAUGCACACCCAAUGCAAAUAUUUUUCAAAGUCAAAAUGACAUUCUAAAAAAGACUAUUCAAUCAUGACCCAUUUAAUUGAAUAUUUUUGCUGUUACAUGCUGCUUUGUUGUCAUCUAUGGAAAACUGAAGUGAAGAAUAAAUUUGUCAUGAAACUACAGCAAAUAGUAACUUUAAAACUUGGAUAAUUGUCCUUUUGGGUGCUGUAUAUAGACUGCAUAUGAAUGAUGCCUUCACCCAUUUUAAUUCUACAAAUUUAUUUAUUGGAAUCCUCCAGGAUUUUAUACCAUUGCAUGUAUUGUAUUGUUAUUUGUAUGUGACAAUGUGCAGUGGACAGACUGUGUGAAAUUUUUGUGUAGCAUGUAAUCCUAGUAAACCUCAAUCUGAAUUAAUGGGUUUUACAAGUAAAACCAGUAUAAUGGUCCUUGGAGCCACUUGCUUUCUUGUAAGGACUGGAUGUGGAUGUUUCAAUAGCCCAUCUAUUGUUUUGGCAUGAAGUCAUUUAGUAGUAUUUUAAUUGUAUUCUUGAGUUGUAAGCUCAAUUGCAAUAUGCUACUAUAUCAGUAUAAUUGUUUUUGGAGUUAUUGGCCUAUAAUUAAUGUUAUGUUUAACAUUUUGAGUUCAAUGCCAGUGACAUUGGUUCUGGUAAACUGCAUUGUUGGUUCCCAGUCUAGAUGUUAAACAUUAAUUGCAUAUACCCAAGAUAGUGGAUGUCUGUGUGUGUGUGGUGGGGGGGGGGGUGGGGGUACAGUAUAAUUGCAGCAAUCACCUUCUGUUAAAUUUUGCAAAGGAUUUGGGGAAGUACAGCCAUGUCUUAGUGAAAAACAUCAAAUAUAGGGAAAUGUAGGGAAUGUUGAGGGAUGUGAUAGGAGUAAUCAAGCACAUAGCCCACUCUAAGAAUAUUAGAAUUCAUUUUUGUCCUCAUCAAAUGACAUUGAGAUACUACUUUGGCUAUUUGUUCUACUACAUUGAGGUUGAAAUCACUUGUAAUCUUAAAUUUGCACAAUACUUGCCAAAUUGGCAGAAUUUUGCAGCAAGGCCUGAUCUAAUACCUUCUGACAAGUAAGCAGCCAAAUUAUCUCGUAGAUACAUUAUUGCAGCCUGUAAAAAUGUAUUGAAUUAUUGGCAGCAGCAUUGGAGGUUUGCGUUUUCAAUCAAAAAUAGGUAGAAAUUCCAAAAUGCCAGUUCUGAGGAGUUGACCCAUCAUUUGCUAUCACAAAAUCUGGCCAUUUAUGUAUAAGAACUGUACUUAAAAAGUUACGGUCUUUUAUACAUUAUGUUUAAAUUUUAAGCUUGAUAAGGCACUAAAAAAAUCCCAUGUAGUUUUAUGAAGUUUUAGCCAUUGUUUUCAAUCUGUAGACUGAGCUAUGAUAGAGGGAAUGAUUGGCCAUCUGACUGAAUGGUGCUGCAAUCUGCUAUUAGUUAAUGGAUCAAACAUUCGGUCUAUUUGUGCACUGUCAGCUGAAUUGUCUGAUCGUACUGAAAUUUAAAGUUAAGUUCAGGAUUCUAACCCAGAUAAGUAUCAUGGAAAUGCAGUAUAAUAGCAUGCACCAAAACCUCCUUUCUGUAGUCACUCAUGGUAUUUGUAUUAUAGCUUUAUCAUACAUCUACUUCCAUGCCAGUUUUAGUCCUUUUGCAUGGGCUACAGUAAUUCACUUGCUUUCUUUUAUUUUUCCAGCAAACAUCUGCUAUAUAUGUCCUGAUUCAAUUGAUUGGUGGGUAAGGAAGAAAUAGAAGCCAUGUCACAAAUUUUUGUUUUGAAAUAUGCGCUACAAAGCGAUGCUUUACAUCUAAUUUUACUCUUUACCAGUUGGAAAUGGAACCACUGUAGAGAAGUAUGAUGACUUGGCAACUGAAGUUGAGUUUUCUUGAUGUUUCCAAGAUUAGCAGUAUUAUAGUUGCAGUCAUUGCAAGUAUGUCCUUUGGAAGACACCAGAAAUGAACUGUGUUUUGCGGUUGUUUUGAGAUGUACACUUUGGUCAGUGAUACCUACAAAUGUGUCCGAAUUCAAACUUGUAUUUCCUACACACUUAGCUGCAACAUCCAUUAUUCACUUAGCACAAUAUUCUGGUAAAAAAAAUAAUUAUCUGACCAUGAAGAGCAUAAUUCUUUUCAGCGUAUAGCAAUGCUAUAUUCUAGAUUAGGUCAAAUGCAUAUUUAUUUUGGGGUCUAUUUAUGUCAAAUUAUUUUAAUAAAUUUUGCAUCUUUGCAGUAUUCCUGUAUAGGAAUUAUUUCAGCUGCAUAUUUUGCCUUUUAUUAAAACAUUUUUAAUCCAUGUUAACGUUGCUCCAUUUAAAAGAAGAAUUCUUACUUCUUAGUUUUCUGUCUCAUGAUUUAGUUUGUGUUAAUGGUCAGUAUUGAUGUGUACUGUACAUCCGUAGCAUAGUUUUUGGUGUGAUGUUUUUGCAGUAAUUGCUUUACAUUUCAGUUCAGAUAUUAAUUGCACACAUUCACAACUGAGAUGAAGGUUGUCAUAAAUCAAAUAUAUCAUGUACACUGACAAAGAUUAAAAAGAUUUCACUUUGCAAUUUGUGAUAUGCAAUUUUAUGAGAAUAGUUAUUCUGCAUCUAAGCUGUCCAAAAAAUAUCUGCAGCUAAACAAAGUCCAUCAUGACAGUUGGAUAAAUUGUCUUAACUCCAUUCCCGGUUUCCAAAUGAAGAUAUUUCUAUGCAAACAAGUUGUGGCCCCUCCUAUACCUGUUUCUUUUUUCAUGGAAUGCAUGGAACAUUUGGCCUCAGUCCUGCUCUAAUUCUUAUGUUUUCAAAUACAUUAUCUGUGCUACUACUUUCUGGCUAGAGCAUACACAUUGACUAGCUUCAAAUAUCUUCAGCUUCUUAAGACCAAUUUUCAACUUCUGGCUUCUCUGGCAUUAUCAUAUUGUCAGCAAUAUUUAUAGCGGUCUUUGAAGUGGUUUCUACUGUGAUUAGCCAAGGAUUCCCUUCAAUUGAUGAGGCAUUCAACUGUUCCUCCUGGAUGCUCACUGCUUUCCUUGUGUCACGUUACUAAUGGUAUGCUUGUCUUCACAUUAUAUUUAUUUUGGUUUGUGUAACACUAACAUUAAACCUUCACUCACCCCUUCUCAAUAUUGAAGGGCCUGUGCUCUGAUCACCCAAUACCCACCCACCUUCCCAUUGCAAGAGCAGGAAAUGCAUGUCCAGCCUUUUGAAUGAAUGUUCAUAAUGCAGGCAUACUGUAGCUCUGAGCUGUCAAUUGAAAAUUAUUUUGUUUCACCCACAUCCUAGUCUGAUGUGUCCUUUCUCUGUCACUUGAUGAAAACUGAGUAGAUGUUUUUGGAACAGGUUUUCAUCUUUACUGUUAUUCAAGAUCUGCAGAAUAUAUUCAAAGUAAAUUUAUUAUCAAAAUACAUGUAUGUCACUGUAUGCAAUCCUGAUAUUCAUUUCCUUGUAGGAAUACACAGUAAAUACAAGAAACAAUAGAAUCGAUGAAAGACCGCAAGCAACAGGACGGACAAUAGCUAUGUAUGUAAAAAAAAACAGUGCAAAUAAAAAAGAAAAAUAAAGAAAUAAUAAAUAAAUAAGCAAUAAAUAUGGUAAACAUGAGAUGAAGAAUCCUUGAAAGUGAAUUAAUAGGAUGUAAUUUAAAUUUCGAUCAACCAUUAGUCCAAGUUUUUUUGGGUGGUAGCUGCUGGUAACGAUUUUGCAUUAAUGUUUUCGACCAACGAUCUUUCAUUUAUGUGGAUGUUUCUUGAUUUUAGUGUUUCUAGUAUUUUAUCCAGACGGAUCUUUUACUUAUUCCAUUACCUUUGCCUUGCUCCUCUUUGACAAAUUAA
Mobula hypostoma (lesser devil ray) is the source of this 6340-nucleotide messenger RNA. It is a transcript of the gene ccm2, whose product is annotated as CCM2 scaffold protein. NCBI's taxonomy places the organism in Eukaryota, Metazoa, Chordata, Chondrichthyes, Myliobatiformes, Myliobatidae. The transcript is spliced from 10 exons. The record is from RefSeq and is a predicted model, not a curated record. Gene Ontology annotation, biological process: heart development; vasculogenesis. Bases 306 to 1643 code for a protein of 445 amino acids.